Messenger RNA from Hippocampus comes (tiger tail seahorse), 1888 nucleotides. Its product is annotated as olfactory receptor 142-like. The record is from RefSeq and is a predicted model, not a curated record. Gene Ontology annotation, biological process: detection of chemical stimulus involved in sensory perception of smell; G protein-coupled receptor signaling pathway. Lineage: Eukaryota; Metazoa; Chordata; Actinopteri; Syngnathiformes; Syngnathidae. Gene Ontology annotation, cellular component: membrane. Gene Ontology annotation, molecular function: olfactory receptor activity; odorant binding; G protein-coupled receptor activity.
GCUGUAUGUGAUUGACGAUGUUUUUUUCUUUCAGAGCAUCCAGGACAUUCAACCAGCAGUAGUGAAUGUGACGAAAUGAAAGCGAUGUGGAACAUGUGCCUGCCCUCUUAAGCCAUUUUCAUGAUAUGUUUUUUGCAUUUCUCAGGUGACCGUCAUUAAUCUUCCUCGGGCCUGAAUGUCUGUUUAUGUGUUCGCAUUGAUUUAUAAAUAUUUGUGUGAGUCCAGCUACGAUCGACGCUGCGCUACUUUGCCUCAUCGGAGCAAUGCGCUUAAGAAAUGGAGAACUCGAGUGAGAUUGAGUACUUCGUGCUGGCUGCCUACAGUGACAUGGGACAGUUGAAGUACUUGUAUUUCUUCAUAUUGCUGCUGUGGUACUGUUCGAUCUGCGCGGCCAACACUCUGCUCAUUGCGGUCAUAUUUGCGGACAGGAGGCUUCACGAGCCGGUGUACAUGUUACUGUGCAACUUACUGGUGAACGAGAUAAGCGGCAGCACGUCCCUGUAUCCUCUCAUGCUCUCACAGAUGUUCUCAGACGCACAUCAAGUGCCCCUUUCCUGGUGCUUUCUACAGAUGGGUUGGAUGUACACUUCCGCCUCUGUGGAGUUUUGCAGUUUGGCAGUCAUGGCUUAUGAUCGCUACAUCUCCAUCUGCAAGCCCUUACACUACAGCAGCAUCAUGAGCGCGGGGACGGUGGGCGUCGUCGUGCCACUGAUCUGGAUGUUUUCGUGCGCCAAUUGCCUGCUCACCGUCGUCUUUGUCGUCAAUUUGUAAUUGUGCGGAAACGUGAUUGACAAAGUGUUUUGUGACCAUCAAUUAGUGGCUAAACUUGCGUGUUCCGUUUCCAAGGUCAAUAGCAUCAUUGACAUGUUUACCUUCCUGACCAGUGUCUUCCCGGUCGGGCUGAUCGCGGUGUCCUACGUCAAGAUCCUGCUCGUUUGUUUUGAUACCUCCAAAGAGAAUAAGCAGAAAGCGAUCACUACCUGCACGCCUCAGAUUGUUUCUGUGUCCAACUUGUUGGUUGGCUGCGCUUUUGUCUUUUUUGACAGCUGGAACGAUGCGCGUCAUUUCUCAGAAAAGGUCCAGAUUUUUUUUUCAAUGUAUCUGCUGGUUUGCCAGCCAAUCAUCACCCCCUUCAUGUAUGGCUUCAAACUUCCCAAGAUAAGAGAAGCCUGCAAGCGAACGUGGAAGAAAAAGGUCUUUUUCUUGCGAGAAUCUCAUUAACCCUUUCAUGCGCCAAUCGUGAUAACCUGUAACCUGAUCACAUGAUAAGGCGUCCACUGUUGUAACCGUUGUCUCCGAAUGGGGUUAAAAUAACUCUCUUGAAAAUUAAUGACAUGUGAUGGAAAUGUCAGCUUUCAUUAUGUUUCGACAACUAUUCCUCCACCGGGCCAAGUAUUACUGCUAAAGCCUGGUGUUAGGAAAAGAAACGAAUUCAGAGGAUGGAGGGGUUGUGCAGGUUUUACCUCAGAGGUUGCGUGGAGUUUCACCAUCUCUCUCCGCCACCUUUCAUAUCCCAAAGAAUAAAAAUAGCAGAUGUAGUUGCGGCAAAUGUCAAAUCAAGCCAGAUACUACAAGCAAAGACAAAACAGUUUGAAGAACGUGACGUUGAAGAUGUAAUAAGAGAGCAAAUAUUUCUGAAAUGAAUUGAUGUGCAACUGAGUGUGAAAGGGUUUUUUUUUUCUUUGUGGACAAAUUGUUGAAAUAUCAAGGGGUGGAAAAGCUGUCAAAUGUGGAUAAUUUACUGAGAUGAAAUAUGCAAAUAGCAAUGGAAAAGAAAGAAAAAACAUUGAUGUGAGUCACAUGUACAGUAAAACAGAUUUUAAUACAAACCUGGUUUACAAUAGCUUUGGAAUUAUUAUGAUUCUUUCAUUUCCUUUUGACUUUGUUU